Acaulospora morrowiae is the source of this 669-nucleotide messenger RNA. Lineage: Eukaryota; Fungi; Glomeromycota; Glomeromycetes; Diversisporales; Acaulosporaceae. The record is from the annotation of a GenBank genome assembly.
AUGACAGUCUAUCUAAAACUGUUAGGGGUUAGUAAAAAUAAACUUGAUGUGAUCAAGCGACAACUAGAGAAAUAUGAACUAACAAUGAGAAUACAUGGUAAUAUCAAACGUUUGCCUCAGCGAUCAAGCAAAGUAAUCAUGACUCAUAAUAAUGCCAAAGAAGUUUCAUCUUUUAUUCUUAAUUAUGCUGAUAUUAAUGGACUUUCAAGACCUGGUAGCCAUCUAGAAAGAAAUAAUCAGCCUGAAGAUAAAGAAGAGUUAUUAGUUGAAUAUGCUAGUCAUAUAAGAAUUGCUAAACUUGAAUGUGAAUAUUACAAUGAUAAUAUUAAAAAAGCAAAAGAAAAUGAUUCCCAUACUAUUAAUAUUCAUUCAUCACUUACUAGUAAAGAAAGACCUAUUCCAAAUACUGUUAAUAGUAAGAGUUUUAUAAUGCCUCUUCAAACUAUGCAGAGUAUUCCAAUAUCAUAUUCUCCACAAAAAAUUGGUCCUUUGUAUUUUAAGAAUGAAGGGGAGUUUCCUGUAGGAGUAGUAAAGAGUGCAAAUACAACUCUAAGUUUGAUCUAUGACACAUUUAUUGAAUGUAACAGAAGUGAGAAGAACAUCAAGAUUACUUGUGAUAACUGUGAAGGGCAAAACAAGAAUAAUGCUACUAUUGCUUUCUACUGUUAA